ACACAUACACGUGCACGCGGAGCCGGCGAGGGGAGGGAAAGCGAAGGGAAAGGGAAGAAGAAGGGGGGGGAGCGGGGGUUCACGCCGCCUUUUGAAGUGGCCCGAGGCGCACAUGGUACUUCCUGUUCCCGGAGAAUGGAAAGCCUCCAGCUCCGCCGCGAUUCCCCUUCCCUUUCUCCUUCUCCGCCAGCUGCUGCUGCUUCUCCUUGUGCUCACCGCUCCGCUGCUGAUGGACUGACUCCACUCUCGCCCCGGGGGCAGAACAGCGCUAACACGCUUCGGGAUUAAAUGGUUCCUACACGUCGUCAGCUCUCCUCACCUUGUACUGCUCGAGCACUUUUCGGAGAAGGGAAAAACCUCCUCGCCAGCCCACAGCUGAAGUACCUUGUCCAGGCCCUCCUGUGAAACCGUGGACUUUCCUCCCCCCCACCCCACCCCCUCCCCUUUCCCUUUUUUCCCCCCCGACAGUAAAACUAUUCAACAAGUUGUGUUUGGAUGUGCAUUUGUCAUGCAGGGGCUACUGGAACGGGGCUUUGUGCUUUUCUUCUGCUACACAGUCUGCAGGUUUUUAUUCGCCGAUUCUCUACCCACCUUGACAGAAGAUCAUGUUGGAUCACUGCAGGAGAAUGAACUUGGAAAUCUUAUUCAUAUACGAAGACGUAGGGAAUCCGGGGAUCCAUACUGGGCUUAUUCAGGAACCUAUGGACCGGAAAAUUGGGCCACAUCUUACAUCAAUUGCUCUGGCGUUAAUCAAUCCCCAAUUGAUAUUGAUGAUGAGAAUACUCAUGAAAAAGAUGACCUGCAGCAAAUCCAUCUUGAGGGUUUUGAAAUCGAGUCCUCCAACAGGACCCGAAUGAAGAACACUGGAAAGACAAUUGCCGUGCUGCUGAUGGCUGAUUAUUUUGUCAGCGGAGCUGGCCUUCCAGGCAAACUUAAAGCAGAAAAACUGGAAUUUCACUGGGGUCUUAAUCGGCGUUUCCCAGGUUCAGAGCACAGUCUAGAUGGAAGAAAAUAUCCUAUUGAGAUGCAGAUUUAUCUUUCAAACCUUGGCAAUGAUGACGUGGAGUUACCAUUCAGAAGGAAUGGUGUUGCAGGUGCAAUGGCUGUCUUCCUUCAGGUCACACACCAGGACAAUCUUGCGCUGGCUCCUAUUAUCAGAGGCUUGAAGGGAGUUGUGCAUCAUGAGAAAGAAACUUUUCUGGAUCCCUUUGUAUUGGGACGUUUGCUGCCAGCCACACUUGGGAGUUACUACAGAUAUUCUGGCUCCCUGACAAAGCCGCCAUGCAGUGAAAUUGUGGAAUGGAUAGUCUUCGGCAGGCCGAUCUCUAUCUCCCUUGAGCAGCUGGAUGCCUUUUAUUCCAUAUUUACAACUGAACAGCAAGACCACGUCAAAUCAGUGGAAUACUUGAGGAACAACUUCCGACCACAACAGAAUCUAAAUAACAGAGUGGUCUAUAAGUCAGUUGUCAAAGGGUCCUGGAGCCAAGUAACCGAGAACCCUGGCAUCCUACACAUCACAGAAGUGUGCAGCAGCCCACCAGUGAAUAUGACGGUGCAGCCCAUGAACAGGUCAGCUUUGCUCGUCACAUGGAGCAGACCAGAAACCAUCUACCACCCUCCCAUUAUAAAUUAUCUCAUCUCAUACAGCUGGACAAAAGAUGAAGGGGAAAAGGAGCAAACCUUCACCAAAAAGAAUGAUCACAACCUGGAAGCCAUUAUCAAUCAUGUUUCCCUGGAUAAACUCUACCUGUUUCGUGUUCAAGCUGUAUGUCAGAAUGAUCUGCGAAGUGAUUUUAGCCAGACAAUGCUAUUUCAAGCUAACACAACAAGAAUAUUUGAAGGAACCAGGAUUAUAAAAACAAGAAUGCCUACAGCCUCUCCUGCUGCUUCAGCUGACAUGGCCCCCAUCAGCUCCGGGUCAUCUACCUGGACUUCUUCUGGUCUAACUUUGCCCUUUGUUUCCAUGGCAACUGGCAUGGGCCCUUCAACCAGUGGAAGCCAGACUACUGUGGCGUCUGUGGUAACGAGCACUUUGCUUGCAAGCCUUGGUUUUGGUGGUGGUGUUGUUCCUUCCUUUCCUACUACUGUGUGGCCUACCCGCCUUCCGUCUGUUUCUUCAACCACUAAGCACCGAGCGAGGCCUGUUGUCUCAACGACUGAAGCCUUGUCGUCCCCAGGCUCAGAGGGUGGCUCUGCGGUGAACAAAACUGGUGAGACAGAAAGUGAAGAUGAAAAGAAAGAAAAUGAAGGUGAGAAAGGAGAGGGAGAAGAAGGAGAGGGUGACGAAGAAGAAAAUGAAGAAAAAAGUUCAGGGAAAGAUGCUAUAGUAAAAGAGGAGAACCUUGUGAAUGUGACUACUACUGAGACACAAAAUGAGACUGAAUCAGGUACAUCACCUGGAGAUUCAUUUUGUCCCACAAAAAAUGAUACAAACCCGACCAAUGACCUAGACCUUUCAAACACAACUGUUGUUCAGGAAAAUACCACCUUUCCAGAACCGACUAUUGAACUGACGGAAACAUCAUCCAAAGUUGCAGCAACAGAAAGCUAUCCAGUUCGAAUUCCAGUCAAUCCAACACCUCCUUCAAAAACAUGGAACGAAAUGGGACGAGAGAAUUCAGCUGAAAACACAUUUGUUCUGGUGGAUCCAGAAGAUAGGUCGUCCUCUAGUAUGGCCACACAACCGUACUCACCGUCUAGUAAGAUGGAAUGGAUAAUUCCAUUGGUGGUUGUCUCAGCAUUGACAUUUGUCUGCUUGAUUCUCCUUAUGGGAGUGCUAGUUUACUGGAGAAAGUGCUUUCAGACAGCACACUUCUAUGUGGAGGAUAGCAAUUCACCGCGGGUGGUUCCUAACGAAAGCAUUCCCAUUAUUCCAAUUCCAGAUGAUAUGGAAGCCAUCCCUGUCAAGCAGUUUAUAAAGCACAUCAAUGAACUGUACAACAAUAACCAGCAUGGAUUUUCUGAAGAAUUUGAGGAAGUGCAACGCUGUACAGCCGAUAUGAACAUCACUUCAGAGCAUUCCAACCAUCCAGAUAACAAGCACAAAAACCGAUACAUCAACAUUGUAGCAUAUGAUCACAGUAGAGUUAAGCUGAGGCCAAUACCAGGAAAGGAUUCAAAGCACAGUGACUACAUUAAUGCCAAUUAUGUCGAUGGUUACAACAAGUCAAAAGCCUACAUAGCCUCGCAAGGACCGCUUAAACCUACAUUUGAAGAUUUCUGGAGAAUGAUCUGGGAGCAGAAUACAGGAAUCAUUGUUAUGAUUACAAAUUUAGUGGAAAAAGGAAGACGGAAAUGUGAUCAGUACUGGCCAAGUGAGAGCAAUGAAGAGUACGGCAACAUUAUUGUCACCUUGAAGAGCACAAAAGUACGGGCGUGUUGUACUGUACGGCGCUUCACCAUAAGGAACACAAAAGUUAAAAAGGGACAAAAGGGAAACCCCAAGGGACGUCAGAAUGAACGCAUGGUUAUCCAGUAUCACUACACUCAGUGGCCUGACAUGGGAGUACCAGAGUACGCGCUUCCUGUACUCACCUUUGUGAGAAAAUCAUCUGCAGCUCAAACACCAGACAUGGGGCCAGUGGUGGUACAUUGCAGUGCUGGUGUUGGUAGAACUGGAACAUACAUUGUGCUUGACAGCAUGCUGAAACAGAUAAAAGAUAAAAGCACGGUUAAUGUUCUAGGUUUCCUCAAACACAUCAGGACCCAGAGAAACUACCUUGUCCAAACAGAGGAACAAUAUAUUUUUAUCCAUGAAGCUUUGCGGGAAGCAAUACAUGGGAAAGAGACAGAGGUACCUUCAACUCAGCUACAUGCUUACGUCAACAGUAUUUUAAUUCCAGGUCCCUCUGGGAAGAUGAGGCUUGAGAAACAGUUCAAGUUGGUAACUCAGUGCAAUGCAAAAUUUAUUGAGUGCUUCAGUGCCCAGAAAGAAUGCAAUAAAGAGAAGAACAGAAACUCCUCAGUUGUGCCAUCGGAACGAGCUCGGGUAGGCCUUGCACCUUUGCCUGGGACAAAAGGAACUGAUUACAUCAAUGCAUCCUACAUCAUGGGAUACUACAGAAGCAAUGAAUUUAUUAUCACCCAACACCCUUUGCCACACACGACAAAGGACUUUUGGCGAAUGAUUUGGGACCACAAUGCACAAAUUAUUGUCAUGUUGCCAGACAAUCAUGGGCUCGCUGAGGAUGAAUCUGUAUAUUGGCCAAGCCGGGAAGAAUCCAUGAAUUGUGAAGCCUUUACUGUAACCCUCAUCAGCAAAGACAUACUGUGCCUCUCUAAUGAAGAGCAAGUCAUCAUACAUGAUUUCAUCCUGGAGGCAACACAGGACGAUUAUGUACUGGAAGUGCGUCACUUUCAGUGUCCAAAAUGGCCCAAUCCAGAUGCUCCUCUCAGCAGUACCUUUGAACUGAUUAAUGUAUUAAAAGAAGAGGCCUCAACCAGAGAUGGACCAACCAUUGUUCACGAUGAGUUUGGAGGCGUCUCUGCCGGGCUGUUCUGUGGCCUUACCACCCUGUCGCAGCAGUUGGAGUGUGAAUCUGCUGUGGAUGUUUACCAGGUUGCAAAGAUGAUAAAUCUUAUGAGGCCAGGAGUUUUCACAGACAUCGAGCAGUAUCAGUUUCUAUAUAAAGCAAUGCUCAGCUUAAUCAGCACAAAAGAGAAUGGGAAUGGCCUCUCAUCGUUUGACAAAAAUGGCACCAUCAUCACUGAUGAAUCUGACCCAGCGGAGAGCAUGGAAUCUCUUGUGUAAUAGGAAGCUUUUUGUAAAUGGCACUUCAUGCGAAAAAUGUUUGACUGAAUGACUUUUGAGGCCUUUUUUUGCCAGGUUCCAAGUUUACUGAUAACCUGCCUGUACUUUUUACAGUGAUGAGAGUGUCAAUGUUUGUUUUAACCAUUCUGAAUCUUAUUGUUAUCCUGCUGAGUAUUUGCACCUCUUAGUUUCACAAAAUGAAAUCACAAUUCAUUCUAGUUUGCACUAUUUGAUCAGUGUUAAAGCCUAUUACAACCUAGGAUAAAAAUCCCAAAAUCCAUUAAAUAAUACUGUCUGCAAUCUUCUAUUAUAUGAGUGUCAUAGGAAGAUGGAAUCUGUGAUUACAGGCAGCUUUACAAUAAUUUUGCAAACAAACUAAUUCUGUGUUGAUGGCAGACAGCUCAGAUGAACCCCAUCAUCAGUGAUGUACUUUUGAAUUUCUUUUAAAGUAUAAUGUUAUAUGCACCUGGCACAUCUUUGUGAAUACCUGUGAUACAACCUAACAUUCCAGUGAUCAGAGUACAAAAAUAAUUAUUUUAUAAAUCUGAUUUUAUUGCCAGGGGUAUAGAUACAGCAAUUAAAUUAUCGAUUUCUAAAAAAAAAUGUAUUGCACCAGGCUGUAACUGGAGAUUUAUGGAGAAACUGUUGACUUUUUUGUAUGUAGCCAAAAUGUAAUAAAUACCUGAUCUAGGGGAAGUCAUCUUGUAUGCAAGGUGGUGCAGAAUUACUAAGCCUUGUGAAGGGUUAAUAUGAACAUGUACAGUUGGUUUCUUUUACCAGGAUGUGAGGACUGAUAUUGUAAAAUAUAGAUUAACAUGUGCUAUUGCACAUUACACGGUCCAAAAUAAGGGAACAUCUGAUAAGAAAGUUACACCAUGUAAUGUAGCAUAUUUGCCUUCUCAAUAAUUAUCAUAUUUUUUAAAAGAAUAUCAAAUCACAAUGUCAGUGGGACAGAAUUUUUUAACUUACCAAAGAUAUAAAGUAGUUCUCAGCAGAAUCUUUUUUUUUCCAAAAUAUGAUUUUGAUUGUCUUAUUAAUUAUUUUUAAACCGUCUCUUCAGUACAGGAUGUUUUUUUUAAAUUUGUAAACUCAUUAAGUGACUCAAUAAGAUGAAUGUUAAUCGAGAUGCCAGUUCAUAUUUUUAUGAACAAUUCUGCUUACUGGACAAACAUUCACACAGACGUACAUACCUUAAUUUCAAUUUAGAAUUGUAUGGUUUCUCUUUUCAAAGGGUUGACCAAAUUUGUACAUAAGAGUCAUUUGUGAUAGUCAGUUAGUUAUCUGCAGAUGUAGCUUUGUUCUCAUAAGUGGGAAGAAUACAGCGAUGCUGGACAGAAUUUGCUGUGAUGCUUCUCUUUGACAUGACAGCCUAAAAGAAAACUGCUACCUAGAAGUAAAAACAAAAAAGUUUCAAAAUUUUGUGUUUUAAAAAAAAAAAGGUAUUUUCACAAAGUGGGAGACAUUUUCUAUACAAGCUAAACAUUUUGAAGAGGCAAACAUGAAAUCAGACUUUUAGGCAAUUAAAAAGCUUGAACUGUUUUCAAGAAAAGUAUAAAAAGAAAAAAAACUUUUCUCAACAAAAGGGGAGAUUUUUUGAUUUUUUUUUUAAACCUCAUGUUUCUCCAACAUUUGGGGUAGUUGUCUUCAAAAUAUUUUUGUUUCUGCAGUUUACAUUAAUAGAUCAUAUAUCAUGUCUUUAAAAUCAUAAUCUUUAUUCAUUCUUAAAGGUAGCAGACACAAUCAAACUGUAAAUAUUUUGUUGCUUUGCAGGCAUCUUAUGGGGACUUUGUAUCUAUGGUAUAUAAUCACAGAAUUUUAUAUUUUCAUAUAAAGCUAAUUUUUUUCUAGUCUCAACUCCUUCAUAGUUUUGUGGUGGCUAUGUGAAAAAAACUGUAUGUGCAUUCAGUAGUACCAUGAAUACAGUGUCACCACAUUUCAAUGGCAUUUAACAUAUAUUACUUCUUGGGGCAGUGGUUGUCGAAGUUGCAGGUAUUUUCAACUAUAUUGUCGGUGUGUGCAAUAGGAAUAGACCUAGGCAGUUGCUGAACAAGUUUGUCUCAUAACCCAUUCAAAAAUGUGGUGUUUUGUAACUUGAAAAAAUCUGCUUUGUUCUGUUGGAAACUAUAGUAAAUUGUUCUAUUAUAGUGUUAUUUAAUAUGUAAAUUGUAUUCCUAUACAUGAAAUAAAGUAUGGGUUUUGAUGGACCAGUAGCCGACAC
Molecule: messenger RNA, 6968 nt
Organism: Amblyraja radiata (thorny skate)
Lineage: Eukaryota; Metazoa; Chordata; Chondrichthyes; Rajiformes; Rajidae
Product: receptor-type tyrosine-protein phosphatase gamma
Exons: 29
Coding region: 509-4750 (1413 amino acids)
Biological process (GO): protein dephosphorylation
Molecular function (GO): protein binding; protein tyrosine phosphatase activity
Source: RefSeq, a predicted model, not a curated record